Messenger RNA from Hypoxylon trugodes, 1467 nucleotides. RefSeq names its product heterokaryon incompatibility protein-domain-containing protein. Bases 469 to 1161 code for a protein of 230 amino acids. The transcript has a single exon. NCBI's taxonomy places the organism in Eukaryota, Fungi, Ascomycota, Sordariomycetes, Xylariales, Hypoxylaceae. The record is from RefSeq and is a predicted model, not a curated record.
UUCAAUGAUACCCUACAACGGCACGUACUAUUUAGCAAAGGAAUCCAAUAUCUUCACCUAUGUUUUUACACUUCCCUAUUAUUGGUUAAAGCAUCCUUGAUUCUCCUACAAAAUGACGGUAGCAUUUCCCCGGAAAGGGGUGAGUAUUCGGGGCGAGUGGGUCACAGUGAGAUUCUUGACGAAUAGUCCGACCGCUACAACGAUUCAAUACUACGCAGCUAAAGUAAGCGAUAUCUUAACUAAGGUUACGUUAGGAAUAAAAAGAAUGCAUGUUGGUAGCAAAAAAGUCGGCGGGAGGCUGUGCAAGCCUGAUGAUGCAUCAUGAAACAUAGCGAUUUCGACAGCAAGGAACCCCGCCUCCUAUCUAGGUAUAUAAGAACCUUCUAGUUAGCAGGGGAUCAUAUUAUAUGAGUUUCCCAAUGCACUUUCUCAAGAAAAUCAGCUCGUUGAGGUUGCCUCGAGGCGAUCAUGUCCGGUAUGGCACACAGUCCGGGGAGAGUAUCCAUUGGCCCUAUUUCAACAACAGCCGGUUCAAAACUCACCCCUGAAAGCCGACGAGCAGUACUCGAGAAGAUAGACUCAGCAUUCUUUUCAUUCCAACAAGAGCCUGUCUAUGAGCUGCUCGAUGCGCCAACUGGUGAGAUUCGGCUCCUCGAGAUAUUGCCUAUACGAUAUUGGAUAAACGAGACAGUACGCUGCCGACUCUAUAAAACACGCUUAGUAGAUGUCCUAUUUCAAUAUGCAGCACUGUCCUACGUCUGGGGCGAUGAGCAGAAAACCAAAAAGAUCUUCAUCAAUGGAAAUCAGUUUUAUGUUACGGUCAAUCUCGCGUCUGCCCUAAGACGUAUCCGAAACAGUGAGACUUUACAGGUUCAGAAAUGCAGUGGACCCGGCUCGGUUCAUGAUGGCGAUACUUACGAGACGGUACCACUUCAUUGCUUGCCGAUAUGGGCUGAUGCUGUAUGUAUCAAUCAAUCCGACCCGGAAGAAUUAAAUAGCCAGGUCCGUUGGAUGAAAUAUAUCUACAGCAAGGCCGCUAAUGUCAUCUCGUGGAUUGGCGAACCUGAUGAGCGGCGUAUGGACCUAUGCUUCGGCUUUUGCGCAAUUUCAAUGAAGUACCAACCUAUUCUUCCCACGAUGCUGAAGCCCGCUCCGACGUAGAGCAUAUCCUAGAGAAGGUUAUGAACGAGCCCCAUCUGUCUUGGGUGGAUGACGAAGUCGAGGACGAUAUAAGAAACCCACAUUGGCGCGCCCUAAAAUCACUUCUCACCUGCGAGUACUGGGACCGUAUCUGGAUUCAGCAAGAGGUUUUUUUAUCCCGUUCGGAUAAGACGAACAUAAUUGUCUGCGGCGAUAAUCAGACGUCCUACUUCGAGAUUAAUAACUCAGUUAAUUUCCUCUUGAUGGUUCUAGCAAUUUAUGGCCACUCCUGUCCAUUGAAUAUGAGCCGGAACUUGUGGUCCAGGA